Didymosphaeria variabile is the source of this 1344-nucleotide messenger RNA. RefSeq lists its product as uncharacterized. The record is from RefSeq and is a predicted model, not a curated record. Lineage: Eukaryota; Fungi; Ascomycota; Dothideomycetes; Pleosporales; Didymosphaeriaceae. The transcript has 5 exons. Bases 1 to 1344 code for a protein of 447 amino acids.
AUGUCUGGCCAACUCAAGACCGAGUUCCGCGACAUGCAGCCUGAUGUCCCGCUUCCUGAGGUUGCUGAAAAGCUCGAGAGGCCCGCUCAGCCGCACCGCAGCAGGGCGAUACUGAGGCCCGCUCCGCUUUCGCUAGAGGGUACGGGCUUCGAAGAACACCCUCGAAUUGGCCCCUUCCCCCCAACUCCGCAGCACCCGACCGUACGCAAGCGCAAAACCCCACCGACGUUCAUUGAGAGCCAAAAGCCCUACCACCAGCAGAAGAAGCAGCUCGCUAUCGAGCAGCGCUCUCCCAUCACUCCGUCGUCCAAGCGGGUUGGUGUCAGCAAGCGUACCCGGCUCGAUGAUCUCGAGAUCACCAUGAAUGAUCAAGGCGCGAGUAACGCGGACGAGAUCCCUUUCUCAUUCAUGGAGCUACCGGGCGAGAUUCGCAACAUGAUCUAUGCUUACUGCAUCGACAUGUCUACGAGACAAGCGCUCGUCGUCCAUUUGCCCAAGACGGGUACGCUUCGCUCAAGCACUCGCAAGGCCCGCUCCGCCCCGGGUAUGUAUCGCGAGCCAGCUGACCCAGACAAGAGGAGGAUGGCAGAGCAAGGUUCGGUCGAGGAGGCCCCACCCAAGGAGCUUGUCCCGAAGGAGUCCAACCGUCCGUUCGUGGGGCUGACCCAGGUCUGCCAGCAGAUUCGCAAGGAGUUCUACGCCUCCUACAUCGCUAUGCAGGAGAUUGGCAUGGACCUGACCAAUACUUCCAAGUACGUGGAGACGUUCUUCAACCCGAACGUUCCCUUCUCCUACGCGGACUCUCCCGACCAGACCAUCAAGAACAUGCCCUUCCGCGGCAACAUCACCAUUGCGGUAGCAGAAAAGAUUCUGCCUAUCGAGAAGACGAUCGGUUGGAUCGAUGUGCUCCCGCUUUUGACUACGUGGGCCAACUCUGCUCACAUCGAGGCCGGCUUUGGUCGUUACUCUCGAAAGGAGUACCGUCCUGAGUCAGAUGGCGAGGCCAAGGAUAUGUACCGUCUCUAUGGCCGCAAGGUACUCAUGGAUCGCACUUGCACGGAGAUGAACAAGAUGUGGCGCGUCGUCCUACGCAAUCGCCACCUGGCCGCUGUCCGCAUCCAUCGCCAGGCGGGCACAUACCCCAAGCCAUACUUUCAUCUGAUCUGGAAAUACGAGCACCGCGAGCCGUGGAUGAUGGGAAAGCACUCCCCUAUCCCCGGCAUCGCGAAUGUUCGCGCUACGCCUGGUAGCUGGCUGUGGGCCCUGGGCUUCGAUCGCAUGGAGCACUUUGACGUCCGGGUCGGUGUCGAGGAGCAUCCCGGCGAGUUCCUCUUCUCCAGCUAG